Molecule: messenger RNA, 1551 nt
Organism: Zasmidium cellare ATCC 36951
Lineage: Eukaryota; Fungi; Ascomycota; Dothideomycetes; Mycosphaerellales; Mycosphaerellaceae
Exons: 2
Coding region: 1-1551 (516 amino acids)
Source: RefSeq, a predicted model, not a curated record
AUGUCCCAACCAGUCGCAGGCAUGACUGCCUUCUGGGCUAUCUUGGCGCUCGCUCUCAAUGCAAUGGCUCGGCCUUCCUUCGCCAGCAGGACGCUGUACGACCAAGACAGCAGCUCGGAAGGCUCAUUUGUCACUCACCUCUCGUCCCCGGUCGUCUGUCUGGUCGACUGUUUCUUCGAACUAGUCGUCCUUGCCCGAGUGCUCUACAGAGCCUGUUGCAGGCCGAAAGGAGACCGUCUUCCUGGGCAUGAGUCUUCAGGACCAGAGCACAAACCAAAGCAUGACUCCAUCGCCGUUCGAUCGUUGCUCUUUAUCUUGGGUGGCUUACCCCAGGCUGUCAAGAUCGCUGGUAUGCGCGGCAUUCCAACGACGCAGACGCUGUCUGCCAUAUUCCUGGCCAGUACCAUUCUCGCGACGGUCUCUGAACUCCUAUCAGAACGAGCUGAGGUAGAGAAGAAGGCCAUCUCUUCAUGGCUGCGCGAAAACCGCCGAAAAUCGGACUUGAUUCGCGCAUCUGUAUUCUUGGCUCAUGGUAUCACAGCCGCAACAGCGUGGAACAUGGUCUCCAACAAACUUGAGCUGCAUCGUGACACACCUGGCAUUGUCUUGGUCGAGCUUGGUCUCUUCGUUGGCGCCAUCUCGGUCUUCCUCAGUGUAACACUCACACUCGUCUGGAUCUUGGGCAUUCUCCUUGCGCCCAUGGCCUUUGUGCGAUGGUUCAAGAUCCUUGUCUCGCCGAUAAUGGCUUCUUUACCAUUUCUGCUGGUCAUUUCCUACCCGAGAAUGCUACUGGAAGCAGGGGACAACGCGGAAAAGGGACGGAAGAAUGAGACUACGUUAAUAUCUAUGGUCUGGCACACCGCGCCGCUCAUUCUGCUCACCACGUCUGGAAGUUAUGUUCUGGCAGCCGCACUUGUUCGUGUGAAGAACAUUUUGACCAAGGCUCAUGCCGAUGAGAUCCAGUCUUCCCCAGAAAGUGAGCCACAGUCUCAGAUCACCAAUCAGCCAUCAUCGCAACCGAACCCUGAUGAAGGCGGUGCUAAGCCUCGCGAUGCUCAAGAGAAUUCGAAUCUCAAUCCUGACAAUCAAGUCAGCGCAGCAGAGCUAUCUCAGCACAAUACCACCGUCACUGAGACUGUCUAUCCACCAUCGCAGCAGAAUGCGCACCUGCCGAACCAGAAUACAUCCUCAAAUUCAAACCCUCCGAGCCCAGCAACUGCUCCGACGCAAAAGAAGACGAGAUCUAGAUAUCGAAUCAGCGACACACACUGGAACUGGCUCCUCGUUGGCUACUCCUUCUGGAACUUCCGCUCCAAAAUCCCAGCCGCCCUGCGACAUCAAUGGAAGACGACUCGCGGACCUUUCCGCACGAAAUUCAUCGCAUGCCUAUCGCUGAGCUGGCACAUCUUCAAGCUCUUCGCUCUGCAAACGAUCUGGUUCCUCGGAUUCAUGCUGGUCAACAUCUUCGACGUUUCGCCGAUUAUCGAUUCUGCGGGAAGAUUGCUAGGAAGGCCGAUCCUGGGACGGGGAAGGUUUGGUUUGCAAUAUUAA